UAGUUUGACAGUCACACUGGACACGCCCUUGCAGCCCGAUUCAUUCUCCAGGUUAGUGGCUUUAUAAAGCUGAUGUGAAGCAUCAAAGGGCAUUACAGCAGCAGCAGCAGCAGCAGCACUUCAUCUAAACAUGUCGUGUGCUUGCGUCGCUCCACCGAACUUCUCAUGGGUCGAACCUCAUAAACUCGCCGGACUGGCCUGUCCUACAGAAACUCAGCACUAUAAGUUCCUGGUGAAGAAUGGCAUCAAACACCUGGUGUGCUUGACAGAAUCAAAACCACCGAAGUAUGAUACCUGUCCAGAGCUCAUCUUGCAUCACAUCAGCAUAAUGGACUUCACGCCACCGAGUCUGGCUCAAAUACUGCGAUUCCUGAGCAUCGUGGAGGAAGCCAAUGCUAAAGGGCAGGCUGUUGCGGUUCACUGUAUGCAUGGUCAUGGCAGGGUAGGGACCAUGCUAGCCUGCUACCUGGUGAAAAUGAGGAACAUCUCCGGUCUGGAAGCCAUCAAAGAAAUCCGCCGACUUCGAAAAGGGUCCAUUGAGACACAAGACCAGGAGAAGGCAGUGAUAGAGUUUCAGAAAUACAUUCAAAACAUUAAAUCUUGAAUGCAAUGUGUUAACUGGGUCAAUCAUGCUUAUGUUUGUAUUCAGAUCUAUUGAUGUAUUGAAAAAAAUGCAUUAAAGCUCAUUCACAACA
This is a messenger RNA of Megalobrama amblycephala (Wuchang bream), 695 nucleotides long. RefSeq names its product dual specificity phosphatase 23a (gene dusp23a). The coding region runs from base 131 to 604 and encodes 157 amino acids. Lineage: Eukaryota; Metazoa; Chordata; Actinopteri; Cypriniformes; Xenocyprididae. The transcript is spliced from 2 exons. The record is from RefSeq and is a predicted model, not a curated record. Gene Ontology annotation, biological process: cilium assembly; protein dephosphorylation. Gene Ontology annotation, molecular function: protein tyrosine/serine/threonine phosphatase activity.